AUGGCUACAUUCUGGCGCCCCGGCACAGCGCUCCGUGGUGCAACCGCUACGGCCGACGCGGAAGCAGAAGUCGCACGUGACCUUCCAAAGGACGUCGAGGUACCGCUUGUGCAGUUCAAUCCAUUGUCGAAGCUCUCGGUACAGGACCAACGAGCUCGUCUCCCCGUCGCUCGUCACCGUCUCGAACUGCUUUAUGCAGUGGAGACUUAUGCAAUUACGAUCCUCGUAGGCACCACAGGCUCUGGAAAAACCACGCAAGUGCCGCAGUAUUUAGUGGAGGCGGGAUGGGCGACAUCUCGGUCGAUCGAUGGUCAAUACACGGGGCAGAACCGGACGAUCGUGUGUACCCAGCCCCGACGUGUUGCAGUAGUGACCAUUGCGGAGCGUGUGGCAAUGGAAAGAGGCUGUAACCUUGGCGAGGAAGUGGGAUAUGCUGUUCGGUUCGAGGAGCAGUGGGACGCUGAGCGCACGAAGAUCAAGUUUGUCACGGACGGACUGCUGUUAAGAGAGACGAUGCGAGAUCCGUUGCUGUCGCGGUAUUCAGUGGUGAUUUUGGAUGAAGCUCAUGAACGUAAUUUAGAAACGGACUUGCUACUGGGAUUGAUCAAGAAAAUACGCAGGAAGCGGCCAGAGCUGCGCGUGAUCAUUGCGUCUGCGACUCUGCAUGUCGAUACGUUUGUAAAGUUCUUUCGCUCGAAGAAACAGGACAAGCUGCAAGAAUCAGGGGAGACCUCGAUGUUGGCAAAGCCAGCUGUGGAUCUAGAGGAUGUCGUCGUCGUGUCAGUGGAAGGACGCCAGUUCCCUGUCGAUAUCGAGUACCUUCAGGAACCGUGUGGAGACUAUCUGCAACGAAGCAUCGACACGGUCUUGGCUAUCGACAAGCAUGAAGGUGAAGGGGACGUGCUGGUGUUCCUGCCUGGUCAGGAGGAGAUCGAUUUUGUUGUUAGAGCGCUCAACGACCGCGCACCAGCAGAUAUCCUUCCUGUGCCAUUGUACGGGACGCUGCCGUUAAAAAUGCAACAGAACGCGUUUCUGCCGGCACCUCGAGGCGUUCGACGUAAAGUGAUUGUGGCAACUACCAUUGCUGAGACUUCCGUGACUAUCGAAGGAGUGGUAUUUGUAGUGGACGGGUGUUUCACCAAGCUCGCUUUUUUCAACCCUCUUACUGGAGUAGAAACUCUAGUGACGACAUUGGUUUCCAAGGCCUCAGCAAAGCAGAGAGCAGGUCGUGCAGGGCGUUCGUGUCCUGGAAAGUGCUUUCGACUUUGCACCCAGGAGUACUUUCGCACCAAACUGGCGAAAGAGACGAUUCCGCAGAUGCAGCGCACGAAUCUGGCAACUGUGGCAUUGUAUCUCCUGAGUAUGGGUAUUCGGGAUCUCGCCCACUUUGAUUUCGUGUCCCCGCCAUCUCCAGAGGCUCUCAUCCGUGCUUUGGAGUUGUUGUUCUUUCUUGGUGUCAUCGAUACUGACAGUCGUCUCAUUGAUCCAUUAGGGACGCAGGUGGCUGAAUUUCCCGUGGCCCCGUCAUUGGCAAAAGUGAUCCUGUCGUCUUGCCGGUUUGACUGCAUGCGUGAGAUGCUCAGCAUUGCUAGCGUGUUGUCUGUGGGAGACGUGUUCCUCAAUGCACGUGGCUCGAAAGCGGGAAAAGAAAAACUUGCAGAGGCCAUGGAGCAUUUCGCACACCCGGACGGCGACCACAUGAUGUAUCUGUCGAUCUAUGACGAGUUUGUAGAUUCUGGAAAGAGUCGUUCAUGGUGUGAUGAGUAUUUGCUCAGCCACCGUGCACUUGUGCGUGCUACCGAAGUUCGUCGGCAUCUUGAACGGUAUAUCACGCGUUUUAAGUCGUUGGAAAAGCAUCACGAAGCAGAUCAUGUGCAACUUGACGGUACCGGCACGGACGAAACAGAGGAGAAGGUCCGCAGUGCUACCAUUCGCAAGUGUCUCGUCAGCGGAUACUUUGCAAAUGCUGCAAAAUUGCACGCUGAUGGUAUCUACCGAACACUGCGUGACCAGCGAGCAGUGCAAUUGCAUCGAACGUCCGUGUACUAUCACAUGGGGACACUGCCCGACUGGAUCAUCUUUCAUCAGAGCGUGCUUACUACCGAAGAGUUUGUCCGGGACGUGUCGAAGAUCGAUCCACGUUGGCUCGUGGAUCACUCCCCCGAUUUCUACCGCACAAAAGACGUCAGCAGCGCAAUAUCCGGCAGUUCCGGUGCUCUGGGCUUGCCAUCCACAUCGUCUACAGCAUCAACGACGAAGAAGCCGAAAGUGACUGAACCUGAAGCCGCAGCAACUGCUAUCAGCUCCGAUGGUCGCAUCUUGUUUCGGAAACCAAAGCGGUCGACGCAGGGAUCGAAACCCAACCUGCCCGUGCACAUUGGCAAGAGCAAAGGGGGGCUGCGUUCGCAAUUCUAG
This is a messenger RNA of Peronospora matthiolae, 2415 nucleotides long. The record is from the annotation of a GenBank genome assembly. Lineage: Eukaryota; Oomycota; Peronosporomycetes; Peronosporales; Peronosporaceae.